This is a messenger RNA of Tripterygium wilfordii, 1453 nucleotides long. RefSeq names its product putative pectinesterase 14. The record is from RefSeq and is a predicted model, not a curated record. The transcript has 5 exons. Gene Ontology annotation, biological process: cell wall modification. Lineage: Eukaryota; Viridiplantae; Streptophyta; Magnoliopsida; Celastrales; Celastraceae. Gene Ontology annotation, molecular function: pectinesterase activity. Bases 135 to 1421 code for a protein of 428 amino acids.
ACAGCAAUCAUCAACUCUCACGCGCACUAACACCACCCCCAUACAUUUCUUACCUCCCACGCCAAUCUUCAACCACUCAACAAUAUAUAUAACUCAACACACACACCGCCCUUCCUUUCUUUUCUCUAAAUGACAUGACACUCUCUAAACAAUUUUGCAGCAUGAGAAUCAAAACCUUCUCUUUUUAUUUCUUUGCCUUCACCAUUGCACUUGCUUCAAUCGUAAUCGCUCUCUAUACAAUCCCUUCUCCUACAACUAAAAUCCCCGCGAUUAGUAGUCCGGGAGGAGUUGCUGUUCUUAGAAGGAUUAUAAAGAGCAGUGGUGUACAAGAUUUGGUAUCUUCUCUAGUAAGGAUCACAUAUAGGAGGCACCAUCGCCGGAGGAAACAAAAAUGUGAUAGAAACAGGUGGAGGUUGAGGGUUCUAUACCGAUUCAGAAGACUAAUACGUCGUUAUCAAGUGUCGCUUGUACUUACAGUUGACUUGAAGGGUUGUGGGAAUUUUAGCAGCGUUCAGAAGGCCGUCGAUGCAGUGCCCGAAAGUAGCUCCUCUACGACCCUCAUCGUCGUCGAUUUUGGUACAUACAGGGAGAAGGUGAUAGUCCAUGCUAACAAAACAAAAUUGAUAGUACAAGGUCAUGGAUAUCGCUACACUUCCAUAACAUGGAAUGAUACUGCGAAUUCUACAGGAGGAACUGUCCUCAGUGCUUCUGUGGCUAUUUUUGCCUCAAAUUUCCAAGCUUACAAUAUCAGCUUCAAGAAUACAGCUCCAGAGCCUUCCCCUGGCGAAGUAGGAGCGCAAGCGGUGGCACUUAGAAUUGCAGGCGAUCAAGCAUCGUUUUACGGGUGUGGAUUUUACGGUGCUCAAGACACGCUCAAUGAUGACCGCGGCAGGCAUUAUUUCAGAGAAUGCUUCAUCCAAGGCUCCAUCGAUUUCAUUUUCGGAAACGCUAGAUCACUCUUUCAGGGUUGCACCAUCAAUUCAAUAGCCAAACAAGUCUCGAAUGUCAUCACUGGAUCGAUCACGGCUCAAGCAAGGCAAUCAAUGAGCGAUGAAACUGGGUUUUCCUUCGUGAAUUGCAGCAUUAGAGGGACAGGGAAAGUGUGGCUAGGUCGUGCUUGGGGAGCUUAUGCUACUGUGAUCUUCUCCAAAACAAACAUGUCUGCUGUCGUGUCUCCGGACGGAUGGAAUGAUUGGAGAGACCCCUCUAGAGACCAAACUGUAUACUUUGGCGAGUACGAGUGCUACGGACCUGGAGCAGACAAUACCUCUAGAGCCUCAUUUGGGAAGCAACUAAAGCAGUACGAAGCAGAACCCUACAUGGACAUUUCAUAUAUUGAUGGAGAUCAAUGGCUUUAUCCUGAAAAUGUUACAACAGUACUUCCUGACAAUGACGCUGGAGUUUUCCUUCAUGAUUAUUAAUAGUUUCCCUAGUCAGGGCAAAUGCAUGUUGU